Messenger RNA from Solenopsis invicta (red fire ant), 7535 nucleotides. Its product is annotated as F-box/LRR-repeat protein 20. The transcript has 9 exons. Lineage: Eukaryota; Metazoa; Arthropoda; Insecta; Hymenoptera; Formicidae. Gene Ontology annotation, cellular component: SCF ubiquitin ligase complex. Gene Ontology annotation, molecular function: protein binding. Gene Ontology annotation, biological process: SCF-dependent proteasomal ubiquitin-dependent protein catabolic process. The coding region runs from base 159 to 1721 and encodes 520 amino acids. The record is from RefSeq and is a predicted model, not a curated record.
UCCGUCCCUCCGUGCGAUUGCACGUCGAGCAUUCAGUAGACUCGGCCAUUUCUCUCGCGAAGCGUAGCGACUCGCUCAGCCGCGCGACGGUUUUUUUUUUCGCGACUGCACCGUGCGGGUACUCCCGGAAGUUUUGCAAAAUAACGCGACGCAAAAGGAUGAUACACUCCGGGCGCACCAGGCUCGAGAAAAAAGUAAGUCUCCAACAGUUAGGAGUGGGAGGAGGGGGCCAAGGGGUCGGACAAGGGGUACUGGCGAUCGAGGAGACGGAAAAAGGAGGCGGCGGUACCGGUGGACAAUGGUGGAAGCAGCAGCAUCCAUCCUAUCAUCACCAUUAUCACCAACAUCAUCAUCAUCAACAACAUUAUCAUCAUCAGGGCGGUUAUUACACGCAAACGCAUACUCACAACCCUGUCACUACCAUGAAGCAAUCCUACAUGCAGCUAACAUGGGUGUUUCACGAUGACGAGGCGCAGAUUAACAAGAAACUGCCAAAAGAAUUACUACUCAGAAUUUUUUCGUACCUCGAUGUCGUAUCGCUAUGCCGCUGUGCCCAAGUAAGCAAGGCCUGGAACGUGUUGGCGCUCGAUGGGUCCAAUUGGCAGAGGAUCGAUCUCUUCGAUUUUCAACGAGACGUGGAGGGACCAGUAAUAGAAAAUAUCUCGAGGCGUUGCGGCGGAUUCCUCAGGCAGCUCUCGCUCAAGGGAUGCCAGAGCAUCGGCAACAACUCGAUGCGCACCUUAGCCCAGUCGUGUCCUAAUAUCGAGGAGCUCAAUUUGAGUCAGUGCAAGAGGAUCUCGGACGCGACAUGCGCAGCCCUCAGCAGUCAUUGCCCCAAGCUCCAGCGGCUGAACCUGGAUUCCUGUCCCGAGAUAACGGACAUGUCCCUGAAGGAUCUCGCGGCUGGCUGCCCGCUGCUCACUCACAUCAAUCUGUCAUGGUGCGAACUGCUCACCGACAACGGGGUCGACGCGCUCGCCAAGGGCUGCCCGGAGCUCCGCAGCUUCCUGAGCAAGGGUUGCCGUCAGCUGACAGAUAAGGCCGUGAUGUGUUUAGCGCGCUACUGUCCUAAUCUCGAAGCGAUCAAUCUACACGAAUGCAGGAACAUAACGGACGACGGAGUCAGGGAACUUAGCGAACGGUGUCCACGGCUGCAUUACGUUUGCCUGUCAAAUUGCCCCAAUUUAACGGAUGCGACGUUGAUUAGCCUGGCACAACACUGUCCACUCCUCAAUGUACUCGAGUGCGUCGCGUGCACCCAUUUCACGGAUACGGGUUUUCAGGCCCUCGCGAGAAACUGCAAACUGCUCGAGAAGAUGGAUCUGGAAGAGUGCCUUUUAAUCACCGACGCCACCCUCACUCACCUGGCGAUGGGCUGUCCGAGAUUGGAGAAAUUAAGUCUGUCACAUUGUGAGUUGAUCACCGACGAAGGCCUCCGACAAAUCGCGCUGUCGCCAUGCGCGGCAGAACACUUAGCCGUCUUAGAGCUGGACAACUGCCCGAAUAUCUCGGACAAUGGUCUGAACCAUCUGAUGCAAGCCUGUCACAAUCUCGAGCGUAUCGAACUUUACGACUGCCUACACAUUACCAGAGAGGGCAUACGUAAACUCAGAGCCCAUCUACCGAACUUAAAGGUGCACGCGUAUUUCGCACCGCCGACUCCACCACCCAGCGCGGGAGCCUCGCGACAACGAUACUGUCGGUGCUGCGUCAUUCUGUGAUUUUGCCUUCAACUCCUAACUCCGAAGUAAAAAUCGUCCGAUACCCACGAGAUUAUAGUGGACCUUUAUCGGUGGCCGCUAUCUGCGGCGAUUAUGGGACCUCUCUCUCUCUCUUUCUCUCUCGUGGUUACCGGAGAAACGUUCUGGUUGUCCAUCACACAUUGAUAAGUGAGAACGAGACUCGUUGUCAAUUGCAAAUCGUUAAAUCGAUUCAAGCUCCAUACGCAACGAGUGAAGUACGUCACCAUCAUCAACACAGCCACUGAUGCUACUACUGCAAUUACCACUAUGAUCGCUGCUGCUGCUAUUACUACUAUUACUACUACUAUUACUGCUGUUACUACUACACUUAUUAUUAUUAUUAUUAUUAUUUCUAUUUUUACUCCGUUAUCUCGAUAGUCGAAGUGCAUCGUCACUAUUUCGGUUUAUAUUUGCGUGCGGGAAGUUAGUCUGCAAAGGAAAGAAAUUCUCAGGUUUUUCUCCUUAGCGAUUUUAUCAUUUUUUAUGAUCUUCAUUUAGCGUUCGCCCACGGAGAGAAAUGAUACGUGCGCGUAUUUUUGAGCUGCUCGCGAUACAUACGACGGCGCGACAUAUUCGAAAGCGAGCGAGCUUACUUGACUAGCGUUUGGACGCGUAUUUUCCCAGCGCUACGCGAGCAAGUUAUCGAUUUACGUUGCUCGAUAAACACGAGAUACUUAUUUUAAGAUACGCGUAAAUGUCUUAUAAAUAUCUUAAUGAGCACCCACGCGCGCGUACUACCAGUGUCGAACGUGGAAGAAGACGGUAGUUUUAGGGGGCAACGGAAUCAAGUGUAAUAAUGCGUGCAAUUGUAUCCAGAAGUCGAAUUUCACACACACAUCUCGAUGUGUAAUCGUGUAGCAGUUUCUCAACGAACACUGCCUAUAAUGCUAUUGAUAAACGAGAAAAAAGAAGAAAAAAAGAUAAAAAAAACAAAUACGGUAUAGCAAUCGCGAAUCGAAUCUCGUCGUAAUAUUUAGGAUAUUACUAUCGUUUAUCGUAUAAUGUAGACAUACGCACCGACCGAAAUACGGCUCGGUGAAAGUGUUUCUUCUCGGUGUCUGUUUAAAAGUAUUAACGGAUCGCGCGUACCGUGAUUACCGAGCGACACCUACGAAUUUCUUUCCUUUCAUAAAAAAGAAGAAAAAAGAAAAAAAAUAGGAAGAGAGAGAGACAAAGAAGAACACGUGUCGCGCGAAAUUUUUCGCAUUAAGGGCGCACAACUUUCAACUUUUAACGACGGAAAUUUCAACGUAUUGUGAUCGUGGACACACAUACAUUCGAGACAGAGUGAGAACGGGAGGAGGAUCACUCGAGUAUCGUCCUUGAAGACUCGUACGACUCUACCGCCGCUGGCGCGGCUUAUGCAGCGGUGGCGCGUGAGAGAGAGCUGCAUUUUACAUCGAUUCGCGGGCAGACGGUAUUUAACGCCUGUGUAUCGUAUACCUCGAGUAUCCGUGUAAAACGUAAACACCACUUCUUCUCGACAACCCGGACAUCUAUUCUAUUAUUUCUUUUCUCUGUUUUAUUACCUUGUUUUUUUGUUUUUUUGUAACUUGUCAUGGACUAGGAGAGCACAGACUGACAAACGAAUCAAAGCGUUAAUGUGUUAAACCGAUUAACUUCGUACCGGCGGCGAACAGCGCUGGUGUUUUUACUUUUUAAGCCUAGGUUUAAAAGAAAAAAUAAAUAAAUAAAACAAAGCGGAAUGGCGGCAGUAUCAUGAAGCCACGGACAUAUCGCGAAGAGAGCGUGGGAUUGGCGGAUCUUCGCACGCGAUCUUUGCUAACCGAUCUCGGAUGCUCCGUGACUACAGUGACGAUGUGCCCGAUGGUGAGAAACAAAUAGAAAAAAAAAAAAACAUUUAAUCUCUGACCCAGUGCUUGUAUAAAACUCCGAUUGUAAAAGAUCGGUGCCAUCUCUCAAUUGGAACAUGGUAUCGUUCGAUGAAGUAGCCGAUUUGUCGCGGGAUUUUUGCAGGCCGCGUUGAACGGCCACGAAAGAAGAAACGAACAAGUUCCACAACAAGACAAGUGAAAUAUCGAACGUGGUUUCCCGAGGCCGGGGAAACGGACCACGAGCAACCUCUAUAUACAUGUGGAUUACGAUUUUCCAUUUGAUUGUACGCGAAGAAACUUCUUGGCGUAGUUUCUCCGAGAGAGAGUUCUCUUGCGACGGAACUCCAUGGCGGAUUUGGGUUUCGAAUCGAUAUAAUUUAUUUUGAAUAUAAAAGACACUAUACAGAAAACAUACAUACACGCGCGCGCGCGCGCGCACGCGUCACACGUACAGACACAUGCAUACAUUGGCUAUAUUUUUAGAAGCGUACCCUUGCCAGAUUUUUACUAAAAAAGUCACGGACGCAUUUUGAACGCGUUAAUGACUGGUCGUAGACCAACGCGUGAAAUUUUUAAAAGCGGUCCAGUUUCGAAGUGCAAUAUCCGUCAGACGCGAAAUGCGCCUCGUUUUCCUUCCUCUUGACUUUCAUUCGUGAAUCAUAAAUUCGGUUAAUAUCGCGACACAACGUGUCGUCGCGUUAAGCAAAAAAAAAGGGGGGGGGGGAAGAAAGAAACACGAAGUAUCGAUUGUUAAUCCUUUGGUAGCGUGUAAGAGACGUACCGCGUAUAUAUUAAAGUAUAUAGCGUGUAACAGAAAAAAUAACGGAUGCGGACAACUAGAUAUAUGAUACAACAGUAAAUAAAUAUAUAGAUAAGAUAUGUUUUAUACGCUGCAUGUCAUCCCUAGUGGAAUAACGUGAUCAUUGUAAACGUGUCGUUCGAAGUCAGGUUAAUAAUUAUUAAGCAAUGUACGAUUAUACGCGCGCAUGACGUAACUGCGAUGAUGCAGGACACACACGCCACACACACACACACACACAGACAUACACACAUACAUAAACACACACAGACGCACACACAACACGCGCGCUAUCCGCAAGGCUUUCCGAUCUCUCGUGAAUCUUGGUGCGAGCAUUUACGUUUUUUGUACUCCUCCAAGCGAAAUUGUCUCCUGCGUUGUAGCUAUUGUAUCCAUGAGAAUUCGAUCGCACGAAUUCUCCGAGAAGAGAUGGAUGGGACUCUUUCGCAUCGAAUUAAUUUUUUGGUUAUAUUAGAAGAAAGUAUUUGGCAAGGAUGGGAAGUAUUUUUUUAUAAUGAUUUAAUAAUGACGUUAUAUGUACAAUUUCUCGUAAUGAUAACAAAUUAUCUGUCAAAAGUGAUUAUUCUAACUUUAAUAUUACUUUUAUCAUGAAAAAUUGUAACGUUAUUAUCAAUUGGUCAUUAUGAAAAAAUGAAAGUAACAGUGACUUAUUACUUGUAACUCUUUCCAUCCUUGGUAUUUGUAACUAAUUGAACCUUAAAAUAAUUGUGCUUAGGAGUUCUAUUUUUAUAUAGUUAUUACUGCUAUAAUAUUAGUACAUAGAGAGACUGAAGGAAUUAAAUUCUAAAGUUAGAUUCCAAAACGGCUUCAGAGGAAAAUUUUAUUCGAAAUGUAUAGUACAAAAAUAUAAUGCCAAUGUAACGUAUACUGUAUUAUAUCAAGUAAAAUUUUUCUUAAAGAAGAUGUUUUGAAACGUGGCUCAAGAGAAAAUUCUCUCUGUGUGAUAAUGAUGUGUUACACUAGAUGAAAAAGUUGUAUAACCAAUUUAAAGUUGGCGUAGGAAAUAAUUAUAAUUUAUAAUCAUUUUCUGCCAACUGUAUUUAGAUUAUUAUAGUAUCUGUUUUUUAUCAGUAUAACACAUUGUAUAUUAUUAUUACUAAUCAUUAUUAUUUUUAUUAUUAUUACUAUUAUUACUAAUUGUAUUAUUAUUAUUACUAAUAUUAUAGCAGUACCUUGAUAGGCACAUUGCAAAUAUUGCCUAAUAAUGGCAUUAUAAAUUGAUGAAAAUUGUGCAAUAAUUGCACUAAGAUGAUACGCCAUGACGCAGUAAUUUUGUCGAAAUAAAAUUUCUAAAUAUUUGUAAAAAAUUAGACAAAUCUAGGUAUAGUUUACAAUUUGAUUUUAAAAACUAUUUGAUUUCUUUAAAGAGUUACCGUGUUUAAUACGUAAUAUUCCAUGCUGCAACAUUUCUACGUUAUAAUUUAGAAAUUAUUAUGCACUUUUGUAAACAUGUAUAUGGUUUAAUUAUAUUUCUAAAUGUUUUAUACAUAAUACAUCCAAAAUAGUUCUUUUUUUAGUUAUUAAACAUUUUCUUUCUAAAUUUAAUUUUACAAAUACACGUUAAGAGAAUUCGCCAUAUGAUCAUAGUUUUGCUGAAUACUAUUUUGAAAUUAAUUGCGCAAACAGUUAUCAAUAUUUUAUAAAAGAUCGGUAUUUUUACAUCUUAUUCGUGUAAAUGUACCUACAUAAUUACAAAUUAUCAUUUUUAUUUAAAAUUUCAUUAUAUUAUUAAAUAAAUGUUGUCCUAUCGGGGAUAAUAACUAUAAAAAAAUGGCGCUGCUAAUAAUUUUAUUUUAACAUUCAAUUAUAGCGACAAAUACAAAUUAAAUAUUUUUCUCUCAGAGAUGAGAUUUAUUUUUCGAAUGAGCGAAGAGCGGAAGCGUUUCGUCUAGAUGGUUCAGCGGUCGACCGCCGCCGCCCGAUGCGUGAGCUAAACUCAAAAUAUAAAGUCAAUCGCAGUGCCUGAAAUGUUACGAAGCUAAUCCGUGUAGUCGUGUAGUCGAGCGCGAGCUCUCCCGCGCACGACAGAUUGUAACGUUAACGUAGAACAAUGUUUGGCUGAACCAAAGUGUAGCGCCGCAUUCGGGCGUCAGGUAGCCGGCAGGACAAGAGCCGUAACGCGCGACGAUUUAUUUCCAGUUGGAGGAGAUUCACGGAGACAACUAUUACAUUAGUCGUCGUAAACCGCCGUCAACCGGGAUCAUCGUCGUUAAUCGCGUUGCGUUAGCCCGCGAGAGAUGUAAAGCCUUGUCGGAUAAAACCCUUUGACUUGGACGUGCGAGAUUCGCCCGGACUAUCUUCAGAUUCUGCGAUAUCUGUCCGAAUUUUCGCGAACGGGAAAACGAGAAGUACCGUUCACACUUUCGAUGAUCGCCACUUACAGUUUAAUCAAUUGUAAUAAUCCGCAGUUGUCACCGUUGAAUCGUGUUGUAACGGUGUUAAUUAAGCAGAUAAGAGAUCGAAGCGUUGAUGCCGCUGAAUGAUCGUGCAAGUGUUUGGCUGUGCAAGAGAGAAAGCUGACUAGGUCUGAAUAGGAAGGCUGUGAAUAGGCUGAGAAGAGGGUGGGAGGGAAGAAAGAAGCGAGCGAGAAAGAGAGAGAAUGCGAGUGAGAGUAAAGAAUGAAAGGGCGAGAGGGUGCGUGUGAAAAAGAGAGAAAGAGCGCAAGAGAAACAAAGAUAUUAAUCGAAGUCAGCGAAAGUAUCCCGGUAUCCGCUGCGUAUAUCGACGGAUUGACGCGGUCAGUCUCGCAAUAGUUGUGACACACCGAGGACGAUUCGAAAGCCGGGUCGGCUCGGACCGCGUUAUCAAUCAUGUUUAUUUUAAGAAAUAAACGAAAACUUCAAAAAACGUUUCUCACGUACAACACAACAACAGCAACAACAACAACAGCAUUCAUGGUCUACACGUGUCGGCCUACACGUGCCUCCCGACAACCUCGACAAUCUCGGCUCUCGAGAGGACGUCGUCGAAAAAGAAGAAAAAGGAAAAAAAAAUGAAAAUAAAAAGAUACGGUGAAACAGAUUCGCGUACGAAUACUGUAGCUAAUUAUAUUGACACUUCGCUGCUUCGAGAAGCUGCAGUCUACCAUGUAUAUAUUUUCAUUAAUGUAUGUAUAAUAAAAUAUAUUCGAGACAAAAA